CCGCGGGCGGCCCCGCGCAGGCGCAGCGCCGCCGCCGCAGCUGCGCACGGAGCGUCGGGCGGUCGGGGCCGGUCCGGGGGCGCUGCCGGGAUGGACGAGGACGUGCUGACCACCCUGAAGAUCCUCAUCAUCGGCGAGAGCGGCGUCGGCAAGUCCAGCCUUUUGCUGCGGUUCACAGAUGAUACGUUUGACCCAGAACUUGCAGCAACAAUUGGUGUGGACUUCAAGGUGAAAACUAUUUCAGUUGAUGGAAACAAAGCUAAACUGGCAAUAUGGGAUACUGCAGGUCAGGAGCGGUUCAGAACACUAACCCCCAGUUACUACAGAGGUGCACAAGGUGUUAUCCUAGUUUAUGAUGUCACAAGAAGAGAUACUUUUGUCAAGCUGGAUAACUGGUUAAAUGAAUUGGAAACUUACUGCACAAGGAAUGACAUAGUGCAAAUGUUAGUUGGAAACAAGAUUGAUAAGGAAAACCGUGAAGUUGACAGAAAUGAAGGCCUCAAAUUUGCAAGAAAACAUUCCAUGUUAUUCAUAGAGGCAAGUGCAAAAACAUGUGAUGGUGUGCAGUGUGCCUUUGAAGAACUUGUUGAGAAAAUCAUUCAGACUCCUGGACUGUGGGAAAGUGAAAGCCAAAACAGAGGUGUAAAGUUAUCAAACAAGGAAGAAGGAUAUGGAGGAGGAGGAGCAUGUGGUGGAUAUUGUUCUAUGUUAUAAACUUUGGGAAGCUUAUUCUUUGCAUAUUUAAACAGAUAGUUACAUCUUUCUGUACAUAAAGUCAUUAAAUGCUAUUUUUAGGGACCUUGCAGUUUGCACAUAUUUGUUUUGUAUCAUGGCAGUGAACACUUGUAGAAAAAAUGUUCUGCAGCUUUCCCAGUCUGAAAAUGUUAUGGUAAGCAUGCCCGAUUUGCAAUCUUCAGGUUUUUAUAAGUAGCAUUAAUAAUGUGCAAGAACAAAUGCACUAAAAAUUUUACAACUGUAUACAUUAAUUGUGUAACUAUUCUAAACAAAUCCAUCUAACAAAUACUGCAUUGUCUGCUCUUUGUCUUAUUUUUAAAUUCUGUUGAAAUUAUAGGACUAUAUAGUGUGCACAGAUCUUGGAAACAGUAUGAGCUAUAAAUGUUACAUUUCAUCUCUUCUAGUAAAUGCUUUUUUUAAGGUAUUAAAAGCAGCAGGAUUAUACAGUUCUUAGACAAAUCUGCUAAAAUUUUGUCUUACAGCAGUGCAGUCUAAAACACAAAUUGGCACAGGCCCUAGUUGGCAUCAGCACUUUCUUGAAGAGAUGCUUUGAAAGCUUCCUUUGCAAAGCUGGGAGACGCCAUGUUUUCCUUUUAAUCAUCACUUCAGUUGAUGGCUUAACUGGAGUUUUAAUCCUGUGAUAUUUAUAUACUAAAUUUGUGGUACUCUUGCACUCUAGGUUUUUAUGAUGGUCUGCUCUAGACUUGCUGCAGAAAGUCUUCAUUAUUGGCAAGGGGUCUCAGUGAUGUCAUUGUUCUUUCAUUGUGAAUCAUUUUGCCACACUUCAGUAUGGAUUCCUAAUUUUCUGAAAUGUUUGUAAUAUAAGUUUAUCUCAACUGUAGCUCACUGUGACUGUGAGAUCUCUUAUCACGUCUGCUUUGUGCAGCUACUUAUUCAGAAAUAAAACUUCUGUCACAGACACUAAAUGGGAAGCUAUAGGGCUUCUUUAUCUCUGUAUGAAAAAAUACUAUUGCAAUGAGUAUUCACUUGAAUUUACUGUAUCAAAGCCAAUGGUUUGUUUCAGAAGACUUGUAUAGACUUAAAUAAAUUUUUUUCCACAGUAUUCAGCUUUUUUUAACCUCUUUCUAUUGCAGAGUUCUAUAUUUUCUAGCACAUAUUUAAACAACGUCAUUUUGUAUGUACAAAUUAUUUCUAAAGGACAGACAAAGAUGCUGUGCGGGAUUUUUAAGUAAUCGAGAUAGUGCAGUCAGUAAAUGAACUAUUAGGCAGUUUCUUGUAGAUAUAGUGAAUGACAGCAUCUUUUAUUACUACAAGGUUUUGUCUAAAUGUCAGCAUACGUGACCUGUGUUUUGCAACAGGUCUUGGCUGCUUCUGUUAAAAUAAGUUUUCUUCUUCAUAUGGAAACUUUGUUUUCUAUUCUGUUUUAUACUUGAUAGAAAACUACCAAAAUUUGAAGGCUUAACCAUGCUAGUUGUUUUUUCUAAAUAUUGUAUCUAGUAUUGUUAAUGUAGUAGGAUAAUUUAAAUAUGUAAAUGUAAUUAACAUUAAAUAUGCAUAAACAUUAUAUUAAAAUCUUAGAUUUGCA
Molecule: messenger RNA, 2281 nt
Organism: Motacilla alba alba
Lineage: Eukaryota; Metazoa; Chordata; Aves; Passeriformes; Motacillidae
Gene: RAB18
Product: RAB18, member RAS oncogene family
Exons: 7
Coding region: 91-714 (207 amino acids)
Molecular function (GO): GTP binding; GTPase activity
Source: RefSeq, a predicted model, not a curated record